AUGAAACACGAGAAAGAGAAGAUAAACAACAGAGUGGAUCUGUCUCAGGACUGGGUGGAUCUGAGGACCGGAUACAUCUCAGGACUAGAUCUGGAUCAGGCAGAAACCCCGCGGCAGGGCAGGGUCUGGGCUGCGGAGGGGCUGUCAGCCAGCCCCGGUCCGCUGGCGGGGGCCGGGGCCGUGCGGAAGCGGGAGGCUGCGGGGGCUCCGCAGGAGCAAAAUGCUACUGAACCCUGCAGCCAAGGGACCUUGUCCCCCACCCAGUGUCCCCUCGGCACCGUGGAAAUCUGUGACAAAGGGAACAUGAGCACCAAUGCAUCUUCUUGGGUCCAGCCUGGAACCAGCAUCAGCCUCUCCUGCCACCUGAAUCCUCUGCCAUCUCCUCAGCAGUGCAGGACUGCUAUCUUCAUUAACAGCUCUCAGUUACUGAGCUGCAGCUACUGUCGCUCGCUGAGCACCACGUUUCUGGUCCGCGCCUACGGCAGGCACAUGUUUGCCUGCAGACAGAUUUGUGACCACAAGAGAAAACUCAUCUGUGGACUUGAUGUUGAAUCUGGAAGUCCUCCAGAUGAGCCACAGAAUGUGUCAUGUAUCCAGUAUGGGACAGAUGGGCACCCCACCUGCACCUGGAAUAAAGGGAGGCUCACCUACAUCAGCACAGCCUACGUGCUACUGCUAUCCGAGGGGACAGAUGUCUCCUGUUUCUCAGCAGAAGGUGUGAAUCAGACAGUUGGCUCCCUAGCUCUCAGCAAGUUGAGCUUUGACUCAACAUACAAGGUUGUGGUUGUGGCCUCCAAUGAGCUAGGAAGUGCUUCUUCACGGCCCCUUGUCUUCAUGCCAGCAGACAUCGUGAUACCACAUCCUCCCAGCUUUUGGGUGGAAUUUGAAAACUCUUCUGAGAGCAGCUGCACCUUUGUUUGCUCCAAUGAAACCCAAGAGAGACACUGCAGGCUGAGAUACCGACCCCUCAGCAAGCACUCCUGGAGCAUGGUUGAGAGCUCAGUCAGUGGCAACUGGAGUCUGUGUGGGCUGGAGCCUUACACAGAGUACCAGUUCCAGCUCAGCUGUAGAAUUCACCCCGAGCGCGGACGGUGGAGCAACUGGCACACGUACCAAGCCUGGACUCCAGAGGCAGUGCCAACUGGGCUCCUGGAUGUCUGGUACCGACAGCAGGAAGUGGACACCCAAAGACAGAACAUCUCUCUGUUUUGGAAGGCUUUGAGCAGGGCAGAGGCAAGAGGGAGAAUCCUGCAGUACACAGUGACCUUUGAGGCCCUGGACACGUGGAGCUCCUCAAAAGCAGCACAUGUUGUCACCCAAACCAGCUGCACCAAGGUCAUGCCAAGGAUGGACUACAAGAUAACAGUCACGGCUGAGAACUCGAGGGGCAGGUCACCCCCUGCAACCAUCGUGACCAACCUGGGCACCCAGGAGCUACCUCCUCCUCAGAAGGUCUCUGCCACAGCCAGGGGAAACAGAAGCAUCCUGGUCAGCUGGAAACCACCCACAGGAUCAGCUGUGCCCAUCAGCGGAUACGUGCUGGAGUGGGGAGGUGCAGGUGGGGACACGCACGUGGAGCCCCCUCCAGCCUGGGUGAAGCUUCCAGCAUCCAACCUGUCCACCAUCCUAGCAGAGCAGAUAGAAGACAAUGUGUGCUAUCAGAUCAAGGUGUUUGCCCUCUACCAGGGCAGAGCUGGACAAGUGGCAUCAGUCAUGGGACACUCGACAGCAGAAGCACCAUCAGCUGGGCCUCAGAUGUACACCACACCACGAGCAAAUGGAGUCCUGGUGUCAUGGGAAGCCAUCCCUGCUCACCAACAAAGGGGCUGCAUCAGAGGCUACCAAAUAUACCUACAGAGGAAGGAUGGGCAAGGAGCCCCUGACGUCUAUGGUGCUGGGGACUGGUUGAUUCUUGUGCUCACCUGCAGCUUCUUCAUCCUCUCAGCCUGUGUUUGUUCUGUGCCUCCAGUGAGGAAAGCAUUACACCUGCUCCUCUCCACACUGGUGCCCCAGUGGCAGAGCAAAGCCAUUCCAGACCCAGCCAAUGCUAUGUGGGUGAAGAAGUAUGCAGCUAUGAAGGCUGAGCUGAUGUUCCCCUCCAGUCUCUUCCUGCCCUACCCCAGCAGCUUCGAAGAGCCUGAAACAACCCAAGUGGAGGAAGCCUUCCCAAAGCUCAGCCUCCAGGACAAGCUCCUCUUGAGUGGUACUAGCAGGAGGAGAAAUGGUGACUGGGCAGUGCAGGAAGAAUCUGAGUAUCUGGUGCUGCCUGGCACCACAGAUGGGGAAGUCGGUGAGCAGCAGCUUCCUGACCUCUACAAGCGAAUGGCGGUGGAGGUGAUGGAGCCAGCAGAGAUGGUUUCUGAGUACACCACCAACCCCAUCACUGACAUGGCCACCACAUACCUAACCCUGGUCAUGGGCAUUCCUGAGGAGCUCCCUGAACUCAAGUGUCAGCCAUUCUCCAUCUUCCCAACAGCUUCUUUGGCACCUUCCUUGGCACCUUCCUAUGGAGGGAACCUUACCUUGGACCAGGUGAAAAUCGGCUGCAGUUCUUUCAGAAACUUUGCAUCAGCUCAGCAACAAAGCCUUACUCGUGAAGCCACCAUAAAUUCACAGAAUACUUUGGGUUGGAAGAAACCUUCAAGAUCAUCUAAGUUCCAACCUCCUGCCACGGGCAGGGACACCUCCUAUUAG
This is a messenger RNA of Pogoniulus pusillus (Red-fronted tinkerbird), 2694 nucleotides long. RefSeq names its product interleukin 12 receptor subunit beta 2 (gene IL12RB2). Gene Ontology annotation, molecular function: cytokine receptor activity; protein binding. Gene Ontology annotation, cellular component: membrane. The record is from RefSeq and is a predicted model, not a curated record. NCBI's taxonomy places the organism in Eukaryota, Metazoa, Chordata, Aves, Piciformes, Lybiidae. The transcript is spliced from 17 exons. The coding region runs from base 1 to 2694 and encodes 897 amino acids.